UCGGCGGCUUUAGAAUAGUCCGGGACGUUUUCGAUGCAAGCACGCUACGCGAAAUGAGCGCACGUCUCACAAGUGCGCCGCUUUAUUUAGCGAUCGCGGCCGCUUUUCUACCACACGCGAGCCCAGUUGAAGGCUCCGGUGGUGGUGGAAUGUUCGGAGAUGUCAAUAUAUCAGCAAUAUUGGACUCUUUUAGUAUAAGUUACGAUAAAAGAGUAAGGCCCAAUUAUGGAGGACCGCCCGUGGAAGUGGGGGUUACCAUGUACGUGCUCUCCAUCAGCUCUCUCUCUGAAGUGAAAAUGGAUUUCACGCUGGAUUUCUACUUCAGACAAUUUUGGACGGAUCCACGCUUGGCGUACAAGAAGAGGCCAGGGGUAGAAACGUUGUCAGUAGGCUCGGAAUUUAUAAAAAAUAUCUGGGUUCCGGACACAUUCUUUGUCAAUGAAAAACAAUCGUACUUUCACAUAGCCACUACUAGUAAUGAAUUUAUACGCAUACAUUACUCGGGAUCUAUCACGAGGAGUAUCAGAUUGACAAUUACAGCAUCCUGCCCCAUGAACCUGCAAUACUUUCCCAUGGAUCGACAAUUAUGUCACAUCGAAAUAGAGAGUUUCGGCUACACCAUGCGAGACAUCCGUUACAAAUGGAAUGAGGGGCCUAAUUCAGUGGGCGUCUCCAGCGAGGUGUCACUUCCGCAGUUCAAGGUUCUUGGUCAUCGACAACGUGCUAUGGAAAUCUCCCUUACGACAGGAAAUUACUCAAGACUGGCAUGUGAGAUACAAUUUGUGCGUUCAAUGGGAUAUUAUUUAAUUCAAAUAUACAUUCCAUCGGGUCUCAUUGUAAUCAUAUCAUGGGUUUCAUUUUGGUUAAAUCGCAACGCGACCCCUGCACGUGUAGCGUUAGGUGUGACUACGGUGCUAACAAUGACAACCCUUAUGUCCUCAACAAAUGCUGCUUUACCAAAGAUAUCAUACGUAAAAUCCAUUGAUGUUUACCUUGGCACCUGCUUCGUUAUGGUCUUCGCCAGUUUAUUAGAAUAUGCUACUGUGGGAUAUAUGGCUAAAAGAAUACAAAUGAGAAAGCAAAGAUUUAUGACAAUUCAAAAAAUUGCUUCCGAGAAGAAAAUGCCGGUAGAUUGUCCAGCGGUUGAUGCCCAUACACUUUCUAAAAUGAAUACGCUUGGUAGAUGUCCACCUGGACGACCAUCGGAAGUACGGUUUAAAGUGCACGAUCCAAAAGUGCAUUCUAAAGGGGGUAUUUUAGAAAACACAAUCAAUGGUGGAAGAAACUCUGAGGACGAUCCUUCGGCGCAGCCUCCUCAGCUCAUACAGCCCGGGAAGGAUAUCAGCAAGCUACUCGGAAUGACGCCUUCUGACAUCGACAAAUACUCACGCAUCGUUUUUCCCGUCUGUUUCGUCUGCUUCAAUCUUAUGUAUUGGAUCAUUUACCUUCACGUAUCCGACGUCGUGGCUGACGAUCUGGUUCUUCUGGAAGAAGAUAAAUAGAGGGAUCUCAAAGUACCACUUAUUUUUCCACUCAUAAUUUAUUUUGAAUAAUAAUUUGAAACGUGCUAGGGUCAGACUUAUCAGCAAUUAAGUAGAAUAUGACGUAGUUGUUUAACAUUAAAACGAAAUGAAAAUGAAUUUGUAGACAUAAAUGCAUUUAGCUUAGAUGCUAGAAUAUCGCUAUUAAAGUAUAAUGUAUUUGUAUAUACUAAAAGACUUGAUUGAUACGAGUAGCGAAGAAUAGUUCUAACAAUAAGAAUUAGUAAUUCUGUUGUUAAGUCUGAAGAACAAGUGACUAACUGCUUUGUCAAAGGGUCUAUUUGGAUGAUAUUUACGUUUGGACAGUAAUUUAUGGCAUUGGUAAAUAAAAGCAAGCAAAGAUUUGAAUUUUGUAUGGAAUUACAUUUGGUUUCAAAUUAUUAUUACGUGGCAAAAUGAGUGGACGUAAUUAUGUUCCGCUUUGGAAAUUAUUCUAAUGCUCAAACUUUCUGCUUGAAGAGUUGAUUAGUUCAUUCAUUAUGUAUAUCAAAUGUUUGGAACAUAAAAAGUUUGCAAGUUGUAUUCGUGUGAUGAUGUUAGUUUUUUGUUUUAAAUGUAGUGGCAAAUAUCAUAUUGUUUAUAUUUAUAGAUUUAAUUUUAUCGUCAUAGCUUUAUAUGGAAAUGUGGAUUUAGUGUUCAUGGUUAAUUGACUAAAUAUUUCAGCUUUAAAUAUUGAUAUAAUGCAUGGUAAUUCUUAAAUUUAAGUUUCAAAAUAUCAUUAGGGCUUAAACUAUCUAUUGAACUUGGUAGUAAUGUUGUGAAAAUGAGUUGGUGUACUAUAAGUAGGUGUGCUGAUUUAAAAAAAGUCAUUUUAUUUUGUUGUUACUUUCAUAAUUUUUUUAGCGAAAUAAAAUUUGCUGCAUGCAUGCGCGUUAAAGUUUUUAAUAGCAUGAUAUAUUAUAUAAAUGUAACACAUAAAGGUUUGGCUUUUAGCUUCACAUCGUCUCAUACAAAUUUUGAUGGUUGAAAUAAUCGAAUGCAGGAAUAUUAAUUGCUUUUGUAAGUAAUGUUAUUAUAAUAUAUACAAACAUUAUAUUGCUGUCGUGUUUAAAUGAUUUCUUUACAGACGCUGUAAAAGGUUUUAAUUGAAAUGCUGUUAUUUCCGUUAAAAUGAUAGUUGAUAAAUUGAAUAGCAUUUAUUCAAAGUCGUGACAACACAGCGAUCGCAAUAAAUUCCGUAAUGUCUUUAAAACAAAGUGAAAAUAUUUUACAAGGAGACUGAGUGAUUUUAUAUGGCGAUGAUACAGUUGAUAUUUGACGUUUUCGCUUUCGUCUAGUCAAUGCACUGAUAAUUUUAGUAAUCGGACUUAUCUUUAAGGAAUCGAUUGUAAAUACGAUUAGCUGUUAGCUCUUAUGAUAUUAAUUAUUUUUCUAUUUAUCCCCUCGCAGUUGGUUAGACUCUUUAAUCGAUUAUAUCGAUUUAUUCGAUUAUAUAAACCUAAGCAUCUGUGAGGGUUCAUCCCGCAGUAUCGGCAGUCUGCAGAUUUAAUAACCUCGGCUUACAGCUAAAAUACGCUUACGUUUCCUCCAUUCGUACCAUUCUAACACAAUUCCUGCUGGUUUCCACAGUACCGUUGUAUCAUCUUAUUGAAUUGUGUUUCAUAAAAUAGUUUAGAUAUCGCACCGUAGUCCGACACAACGCUUUGAAUAGUGUAGUUAUUUCUUUCGCCCAUGUCUGUUGAAAGCUCCAUGUAGUCGACAAUUGAGCAUUAGAUCCGUUGUUAUAGUGGGAAUCGAGACCGCGCAGGCACUCGCGUUCUUUGCCCGAAAGAACACGAUAGCUUCGAUUGACAAUUCCUUCCUUAACAACACCACAAACCCUCGACUAUCUGACAUGCAGAGCUCCUGUCUUCAGCUAUGACGUGAAUGUACGCCUUUACAAACGGGUUCCUUGCUAGUUAAAAGUAAUCUUAAUAAGUAUCACUGCCCCAUCAAACACCGAAUAAUUUAGUUCUACCGAUCUCAAUAAUUUAGUAAAUAAAGCAAUAUAUUAUGUAGCACUGUAAUUGUACGUGUUGUUUUACGUAAUAACGAUAGAUGCCUUAUAGAAUUCUGAUAUCGAUAUUUACAUCGCAAUAACAUGAUUACACGUUUAUUCGUAUUUAUAUUGAUGUUGUCGAAGCGAUACUGUUAUGUACGCGAGUUUAUACAAAUUCUGCCUUAGCUAAGGUCGGAUUGAGAUAUGGGAGUGCAUAUAGGAAUCACGAAGCUAAAGGAAAAAGAACGAAGCAAAGUAAUGAUUCUAACAAAUUGUGUCAAUUAUUUUGACUAAAUGUGAAAAGGGAAAUAACAGUCGUGACCAACCCAUUUAGAAGAAAAGAA
This is a messenger RNA of Zerene cesonia (dogface butterfly), 3863 nucleotides long. It is a transcript of the gene rdl1, whose product is annotated as gamma-aminobutyric acid receptor subunit beta-like. The record is from RefSeq and is a predicted model, not a curated record. The transcript is spliced from 10 exons. Lineage: Eukaryota; Metazoa; Arthropoda; Insecta; Lepidoptera; Pieridae. Gene Ontology annotation, molecular function: GABA-A receptor activity; extracellular ligand-gated monoatomic ion channel activity; chloride channel activity. The coding region runs from base 54 to 1502 and encodes 482 amino acids. Gene Ontology annotation, cellular component: synapse; neuron projection; membrane. Gene Ontology annotation, biological process: nervous system process; regulation of membrane potential; chemical synaptic transmission.